GCAGCGCAAAACAACCAAAGCAUGAUCAGAUUGAGCGGUGAAGUUGGUGGAUAUUCAGACUGGUACAGGACUGUGGAGUUGGUUGUGUGUGUGUGAUGGGGAGAUGACUUCAGCCAUCCUCUCAGCGAUAAAUAUCCUCACGAAGCCUCUGUGUGAGUCGUUCGUGCGCGAUGCUCAGUCCUCACACCAAGAGGCUCUGUUGGCAGCGCUGCGAGCCAACAGAGCCUCUCUCCUGGAGCGACUUCACAGUGACACCAGCUUUCAGGAGGUGAGGAGGCUGAGGGAGGAGGUGAUGGCGGCAGAGGGCUGGUUCUGCAGCGAUACAGAAGACGCCACAUGGGGCUUUGUCCAGGAGUGUCUCCUACUGCUCCUCACCUUAGCGCGACACCUCUCUGUUGAGCUUGAACUUUUCAAGCAGGCCCCUGCCCCCUGUGCAGCCAAACCACGCACCCCUGAGAUGGCUCCACCGUUACCCCCUGAUGUGCUCAGUGUCAGCCAGCAGAAGAUGCUUGGAGCUGCUCUUCAGUUUGUGGUUUCUCUGGGGCUCUGUCCCUACUUGGCCCCCGGAGUGGGUGUGCCACUCGCUAGCAGGUCAGCGUUCGGAGCCAUGGUGGAGAACCUUGUCUGUGGCGGGGCCGUGCCAGCAGUGGGACGCCGCCUUCUCACCACCACAAACGUCCUGUUGCAGUUGGCAGAGCUGUCAUCUCUCGCCACGCUGGUGUUCACCCGGCAUCUGGGCGAUGUGAUGGCAGCGCUGUGCCAGCUUGGCUACCAGCCACACCGGGCAGGGAGAAGCGGCACAGAGGAGGAGAAGACGUGGCAGCUCAGUGCAGAGGAAUGUCGAACUUGCAAGGAGGCCCUCAGAAGCCUUCUAGGAAAAGUCUACCAGCCAAUCGUCAUCAAAGAGCUGCUGAUUCUCCAAGGUGGACCCAAACAGUCAGGUGCAGUGGGAAGGUCCGGUGGUACCGGCUGCAGGGCAGCUCUCGGAUCAGCCCCGGCCUGGCUGAGGCGUCUCUGCGGUCAGCUGCUGUCUGAGCGCCUGAUGCAGCCUAACGGUGUCCAGGCUGUAGUCAGAGCCAUCCUGGGGGGAGGAACAGGGGAUGAGUCAGACUGGAGGAAAUGUGAAGGUGUGGCCCGGAUCCUGGUGACCUGCCCUCAACAAUCUGCCUCAGCAGACAACUACUACAGAGAAGUCUGCCCUCAGAUACUCGACCUCCUGCACUUUAAUGACAAGCUGACAGCCCAACAGUUCCAGCGUGUGGCCACCAGGGCAGCGCUCUCUAUGGUGCAGGAGAAGCCCACCUUUGCCCAGCAGUACCUGCUCACGCCUCUGCUCGCACCUCUCCUCCGCUGCACCACUGAUUCCAACAAAGGUCAUUCCCAAGCUGCUGUGGAGGAAUGGGAGCUGACGCGUUGUGUAGAGGACGUGUACAAGGUCUGGGUGGUUGGAAACAGUCCAUCAGCUCCUCUCCUUGAAGCUCUGGAACAAGUUCUUCCUGUUGUCUUCACACUCUUCUGUUUCACCAAGCAGAAUGUCUCCCACCUACGCGCCCCCUGUCAGGAGAUUUUGCUGUGGUACCUGAGCCACACUGAGACGCUGGCAGCCCUGUCAGCGCUGAGGCAGCUUUCAGGCCUGCAGGGACAGAAGAACAAGGCGGCAGCAGACCUCCACUUCAGCCCGGGCAGCGACGGAGGAGCCAGACUUUGCUCCAGAGAGAGCUGCAGUGAUGAGGACGAUGCUCUGUAUGAGAAGCUGUCGGGGGAGCAGUGGAGGCUGGAGUGUUUGAUGCAGCUGCUGGCUGAACUCAAAGACUGUGACCUGCCUGGAGACUUCUUCCUGGACCUGCUGCAGGAGCUGACCAGCUGGGCGGCUGCAGAAGAUGAAGAAAAGGAAGAUGAACAGGAGUUGGACGUGUCAGCCAUGACACUCCUGGAGGUGGAGCAGAAGCUGCUGGGUCGAGCUGCGCGGCAAGGCCAGAGACUCACUCUGCUUCAGGUGGUGGCUGUGAUGGUUGAGUCUCUGCAUCAUACGGUGCUGCUGAGAAAAAGCACACAGGUGGUGGACUUCAUGGUGUCCCUGCUUCAGAGGGCCUGUGUGGGUCUGAAUCAGGCCAAUGGUCCAAGGCUUGUGAACCCAGUAGAGAGUCAGACGCUGAGCAUGGGGAUGGGCCUGGUGGCCACUCUACUGUCUGGACCUCAGCUGAGUGCAGAGGACUACUCUUCUAUGUCGAGGCUGCUCCCACCACUCGAGACGCUGUCUCAAAUGCACUCUGAGGUGGUCAUCCAGGAGCUGGCGUCCAACCUCAGAGCUGUCAUUGCCACUCACGGUGCCUACUGGCAUGAAGACCUCGCUGCUGCUGCUCAGCCCUCCGGAAACCGUGCUUUUAGGGAAAAGCAAAAGAUGCAAACUGAAGCAAGCGACUCACAGACCACUCCUCAUUCAUCUCCCCCGGACAGUAAUUCUCCUAGCAACACCCAUGUUAGACACCCAGCGUCCUCUGAAGGGUCUGCAGCAGGAAUAGGUCCAAAAGGUACCAGUGACCCCUGCCCACCUACCAAAGCCUUUUCUGAUUGUCUAUUAGAGGCAUGUGACCCGGACGUGCCAACCAGAGCAGUCGCCCUGAGGGUCCUGACCCAGAUGGUACAAAAUAGAAAUCAGGAGGCUGUCCAGGCUCAGGAGAACGUUCUCAUGCUCUUCUUAGAAAACUUGGAGCAUGAAGACUCAUUCGUCUACCUGUCAGCCAUUCAAGGUCUGGCUGUAUUUGCUGAUUCCUACCCUGAAAUGAUUCUGGAAAGGCUCCUGAAAGACUUCCAACAUGGUCCCUCCCUACCUACGUCCAAGAAAAAGCACUCCCUGGAAACCCGCCUGAAAGUGGGAGAAGUCCUGAUGAGGGCGAGCAGAGCUAUGGGGGAACUGGCACCCCAUCUCGGACGUCCUUUGGUGGGCGUCUUCCUGCAAGGAACCAGAGACCCAGACCAAAGCGUCCGGGCCAGCAGUCUGUCUAACCUGGGGGAACUCUGUCAGAGACUGGACUACGCCUUAGGACCACUGGCUCAAGAGCUGAGCUCCUGCCUGACUGCUCUGAUCAAGACGGAGAAGGAGGCAGAAGUGAGGAGAGCUGCUGUCCACGUCAUCACCCUGCUGCUCCGCGGCCUCAGCGACCGAACCACCCAGGUUCUGUGUGAUGUUUUGCUGGACCUGUACCGAGCUCUGAAGUGGGUGGUUCGCUCAGACCCAGAUGAUGUUGCGGUGCUCCAUGCCCAGCUGACACUGGAGGAGCUUGACGACGUAAUGAGGAGGUUCAUCUUCCCUGAGCAGAAGCUGGAGAAGAAGAUUGUUGUCCUGCCAUAGAGAUCUGUUGGGGUCUGCAUAACCCCUUUGGAGUUACAGAGGACUUUAUUUUUACAAGUAUGUGCUCUGCGUAAAGAGAGUACUAGUGUUGCCUCCAUGUGAUGUGUUAAAUCCUGCCCACAUGCAUACCAGAUUUUUCCUUAAGAACAGAACAGUGAUCCCAAAAUAAUUGUGUUCUACUAAACCACCAACAAUAACAAUAAUAAACAAUAAAGAAAACGUUUGAAACAUAUUCUCAUGCAUCUUUAUAUUACAGAGGAUACAAAAUAUGUAGGCACUCUACUGUUCAUACUACCAUACAACCACUAUCUUACCCAAGAUGUGCUGCCAAAUUCAAACUGCUUGUAAGUGAUCAGCUAACAAAAGGGCUCCAUUGUCAUAACUAAAUAAUAAUUGCAAUUUAUGUCUUUUAAAAAAAGUUAUUUUGUCAGGAUUUCAAUAUUAAAUGUUAACUCUACUGAUUUUACUUGUGAAGGUCAUCUACAAGUCACUGCAACUACUUCUCAGCCUGUAGGAACAGUUGUAU
Molecule: messenger RNA, 3878 nt
Organism: Chelmon rostratus (copperband butterflyfish)
Lineage: Eukaryota; Metazoa; Chordata; Actinopteri; Chaetodontiformes; Chaetodontidae
Gene: tango6
Product: transport and golgi organization 6 homolog (Drosophila)
Exons: 18
Coding region: 104-3352 (1082 amino acids)
Biological process (GO): protein secretion
Source: RefSeq, a predicted model, not a curated record